AUGCCACCCAGUCUUCGAGUAUCCCAAUGGCUAGACCAGCAGUUUCAAAAACCUCGUGUUGAUCCAGAGUGGUUGGAAGGAUGUACGGAGUGGCUGGAAGGCGACCAGAACAUAUCUCCCGUUUCUCAGUUUUCUGAAUUUAUGGAUAAAGUUAAAGGACAACUUCUUGAAUCAGACCUGAUUGAUUCUAUGCUCCCUGGGACAGGCUUGGAUGCGCAUAUCUCGACUCUGUCUGGUUGCUUGAGUGGCCCUCCUGUUUUGGUACAGAUUACCGCUAUUACAGAAAUCGGAUCCAGCGCAUUUCAACUAGAUCAGAUUCGGACUGCAAGAGAAGAAAGGAAGCUAGCAGGUGUAGGGAACGAGGAGGGUGAAGAAGAUGGCGACAUUGAAGUUGAAGGAGAAGGACCUAUGCCCAAAUACCCUCGUGGAAUGCUUCGCUUUCAACUCACAGACGGUGCAACGUUGAUAGAAGCAAUGGAAUACCGUCGUAUACCUCAACUCACGUUAGGUACGACGCCUCUUGGUUUCAAGAUGCAACUCAAAGGUACCAAAUUCCAGAAUGGAAUGGCUAUGCUUGAACCAACCACCAUCGUUCUUCUGGGCGGAAAACAAGCCGAACUUGAGGCUAACCAAAAUUUGGAUUUCAAAAGGGGAUUAUACGCGAGGCUAGGCCGCCCUUUGACUCCAGUUACCCAAAAUCCCGAGCCAGCCCAAUACCGUUACGCAGACGUCCCAGGUGCUGCAAGAUCACCGUUACGUGAUAUCUCUCCUCCUCCCCUGCCUGCUCAAAUGUCACAGCAUGACGAUGACAUUGAAAUGGAACCACGAAGGCGUAUACCUGUUGAUUCUUCGUUGAACCGCGUUCCAAAUCAGGUCGGUUCGGACAAUUCUAGUCGUGACAGGGCUAUUGCUGCACUUCCUUCUCGGCAAAAUUGGACCAAGGCCGAUUGUGAUGCUCAAACGAACAGGAUCACACCCAGGGCAGAGCGGGCCACUUUGGUUUUCGCCGGCUCACAAUCAUCCAAAAGUACAACAUCUGAAUACUUUAACGGAAAUUCUGUAGCUUCUGGGUCAAAUAUAGCAAAACUACGAAGUCAGGAAAUCAACAAUACUGUUCAAAACUUGGACUUCAACUUGGAACCUACUGGGAGGCAAUUAUCACACACAUUACCGUCCCCAGAUUACUUUUCUGAUGUGGAUCAAUUUGAUUUUGACCUUCUUGACGAUGUGGAUAGAGAAAAUCAACAGCCUAUAUCCACCAACAAAGAAAUGGAAAGUCACGGCCCAUCUUCUGUUCCCCAAGAUCGUGACAUUCAAGACGCCAGCUCAGAUGACUACGGGAUGGAUGAUUUGACCGCCAUAGACACUUCAUUUCUGGAAGCAUGCGACAAAAUUGAGAAAGAUGCUAUCACUAAAACCGGAUUCGCACAUCCGUCUUCUUCGACUAAUGUACCGUUUAACUCAAACCCUUGCACAUCCUUAGUUUCCCCUCCUCUGUCCACCGUUGCUUCAUCAGGAGGUGCAUCUCGCAUAGUUGAUGUCAUCGAAAUCAAUGACUCCGACGAGGACGUUCUCGAGGCCGACGACAAAGAGAACGCACCUGUUGCGACAAGACAUGUCCGCCGUCGCACAGAUACGAACAGUCGGCCUUCUCGAUCUCAGAGUCACAGGAGCCAAAACACUCUCAAGAAACCAGGUCAACCCAUUGUUCUUGCAACUAAUCCAGAUGAUAUAAUUGAUAUAUCUGACUCUGACUGA
This is a messenger RNA of Psilocybe cubensis, 1758 nucleotides long. RefSeq lists its product as uncharacterized. The record is from RefSeq and is a predicted model, not a curated record. Bases 1 to 1758 code for a protein of 585 amino acids. NCBI's taxonomy places the organism in Eukaryota, Fungi, Basidiomycota, Agaricomycetes, Agaricales, Agrocybaceae. The transcript is spliced from 4 exons. Gene Ontology annotation, biological process: resolution of meiotic recombination intermediates; double-strand break repair via homologous recombination. Gene Ontology annotation, cellular component: RecQ family helicase-topoisomerase III complex; nuclear body.